Messenger RNA from Fusarium oxysporum Fo47, 774 nucleotides. RefSeq lists its product as uncharacterized. Bases 1 to 774 code for a protein of 257 amino acids. The transcript has a single exon. The record is from RefSeq and is a predicted model, not a curated record. Lineage: Eukaryota; Fungi; Ascomycota; Sordariomycetes; Hypocreales; Nectriaceae.
AUGCCAGACUUGGUAGACAAUGUCGAUUCGAGCCCAGAAGGCCCGCGACACAUAGGCACAUGGUCUCGGGGCGAGCAUACUUCCCCCGGACUGAUCGAAUGGACGACAGCGGUGCCAGAGGCCCUGAAGCCAUAUCUGGCGACCGUUCAAGAGAGAAUACCCACGGAUGAGAACCGACCAGAAGAGACUCGCACCCUGGUGAUUGACCACCUCUUCAACGAUGGGCGCAGGAACGCCUUAAUCUACAGGUGCGUUGAACAGCCUACCGAUCUGCGCGAUGCUAUCACACGCAUCCAAAAGCCUUCCUCGGAAGACAGGCGUGCUCUCGGCAGAAUUAUAGCGACACAGGUCCGGUCCCUGUACGUCCACUUUCACAUCCAUCAUCCAGCUUUGCGGACCGAAAGUUUCGUCUUCUUCGGGGAUCCCAACAGACCAGAUUUUACCAAGCCCUAUAUUCUCGAUUGGGGGCGACAAGCACUUCCCGAGAUGUACCAACAUCCUGAAUACCAAGCAGAAAAACCUCUCUGGUCCUACCAAGUCUGGUCUUUGAUGAUGGUGCUGUCUGAGAUUGCUGAGUGGCAGCCGCUUGACAAAUCAUUUCACGACGACGCCGAGUUGCGGAGCAGGAAACUAGAGAGGAAGCGGCUGGUAACAAGUCCGGGUUGGAAGGGUGCCAUGACCGCUGAGAUCUUCCAGUACGGCUUCGGAUUUCUCGAGAAGGAUCGCAACACACUUGAGGAGUACAGCGAGUGGGAGGGUCAAACGCUUCUAUGA